This is a messenger RNA of Dreissena polymorpha, 2776 nucleotides long. Its product is annotated as myosin heavy chain, clone 203-like. Bases 183 to 2396 code for a protein of 737 amino acids. The record is from RefSeq and is a predicted model, not a curated record. The transcript is spliced from 25 exons. NCBI's taxonomy places the organism in Eukaryota, Metazoa, Mollusca, Bivalvia, Myida, Dreissenidae.
CUUUUAUAUCGUUGGAUGUGUGAACAAAUAUUUAUGACGUCAUUAGUAAAACACGUCAUCAUAAAGAAACCCAGUUCCUGGAACGAAAUAUUACAUUGCAUUUAUAUCAACUAUAGUAUUGAUUUAACGAUCUGAAGUCUAAAAAGCGCCUGUGAUAUCUACUUGAUAUACUGCAUAUCAACAUGGGUAAUGGAUGUAUAGGCAGACAUGGGACCCAACACAGACCUCCGGAAGAGGAAGGGGUAGUUAAAGGGUCGUUUUCCAAACUCACGGAAAGACUACAUGCUGUUGCAAACGAAGCCGAACUUGCUACACAUCUAGAAGAGAUAGCGAGGCUCACAUCUGAGUUACACUCCGAGAAAAAAAAUCGUCGCGUCGAACAAGAUCGGCUUAAAGAAGAAAAUACAACCCUUAAAAUUCAGCUAGGAUUAGUCAACGCCGAACGUCAAUUGCAAAAUACCGACAUUUUGAAGUAUAAAGAAGAGCUCAGUGUAUUGGCCACCAAACCGAUACGAGUAAACAUAGAGCGAGACACACAAACUGCCGAGCUGUCGGUGUGUGAACUUCGAGAAGACAUAAGAUCAAAUUCAUCACCAAUGAUCAUCCUACCUGUUGGUGCAACAGAUACAAACAACACCGAACACACUAGGCAACAAGAAGAAAUCGAGAUUCUUAAAUCUGAACUCACACGGAUCACAGCAGAGCAGGACAAACAAACACCACAACUGCAGACCAGCGAUGAAGCAAUGCUGGAAGUGAAAAACGAAUUGGCACGGGCAAUUGUAGAACGCGAUGAGCAAAUAUACAAAUUAGAGAAGAUGGAAGAUGAACUGAAUACAUUGAAGAACAAACUAGCACAAGUUAAUACCUUACUUUCCCAGCGAACAGAGGAGCUGAGAAAAUCUGAAGACUAUCUGAAUGACUUGAGAAGCGAACUCAAUUCCGAGCGAGAUGAUCAAACGGCCGAGCAAAUGAUGUAUGCAGUAGAAAUGACAAAAAUGAAAAACGAACUGGUAUAUGCCAGCGAGAGCACCGCAACGUUGACAAAGGAUCUUCAGGCUAUAACGGAUGACCAUUCGCGCUUACAAAACGAUUUACAGAGAUCGGAAAAAGAAAAAGAGGUACUGAAACAGUAUUUGCAGGAACUACAAAAUGCAUGGGAUGUUCUUCAAACAGAAUUACACAAAUCAGAGUCACACAAAGGGCAUUUAAAACAUGAGUUGGAAGAACUACAGACAGCCCGAGAUGCAAUUCACAGAGAAUUAGAGACAUCGGAGUCAGACAAAGAAAAACUCCAAAUUGAGUUAGAAGAAAUACAGAAAGCACGAGAUGCUUUUUACAUUGAAUUGAAGACAUCGGAGUUAGAAAAAGAAAAAAUGAAAAUUGAGUUGACAGAUCUACAUAAUGCACGAGAUGCUCUUCAGGCAGAUCUUGAUGCAAAAACAAACGAUGAGGUGGAGUUAAGGACCCUAUAUAACGAUGCACAGAAGACAACACACGAUCUCCAGGACAGAUUACUGCAAUCGGGGUCCGAAAAGCAGAAGGAAGAUUUUCAAGAACUGCAGAAAACAAGAGAUCUUCUUAAAACAGAACGACAAAAAGCGGAUGCCGAAAUCAAAAAGCUGAAGAAAGACGGAAAAGACUUACAGAAAGAAAAUAAACAUCUUCAAAAUAAGCUUAAGUCGAAAUCUGACGAAGUAGCCAAGCUUAUGAACGACAAUAAUGACACACAUGAAGCACAUCGGCAACUUUUUCAAGUACUUAAAGCGAGAACCGAAGAUUACGAGAAGCUAAUGAAUCAAUAUAAAGAAUUACAGAAAGCACGAGAUAACUCAGAAAACCACAGUGUUGAGAAAGCUGAUAUAAAACCAACGACAAGUGCUUCCUUACACGUACAUCUAAGCGAUGACAACAUGCCUGAUAAGGUAGCGGAAAGGUUUACCGAAAUUUAUAACAAUCAGUGGAUCGAUUGUCUUGAAGUCAUGUCAUCAGAGGAUGGAUCGUGUCAGAUGCUAUUGGGAAUGUGUUUGAAGAUCUACUCAAUUUACGCGGAAGCUAUCGAUAAAGAAAGACAGAAGGAAUUUGCCUUGUUACAAGCAGAUACGGAAUUAGCCAAAGAGUUUAUAUCCAUUCAAGAACGUUUUCACAAAGAAAGCACCGCCAACGCCAUAACUUCAUACUGGACUAAGUGCAAGGAAGUUUGCAAGUCAAUGAUUGCACAUGACCCUCCAAUCUAUAUGGACACUGACACUGACAAACACGGUAUUACAUUUGAUGCCAAAUUAUACGAAGGAUACACGAAGAAAGGAACCCAAAUUGAUUUUGUCGUUUGGCCUUCCUUAUAUACAGAGAAGAACGGUACGCUGCUCCGCAAAGGUGUUGUCCAAUGCAAGUAGCGGUGAGGUUACACUACUUUUUGCUGAAGACUCUAGAUUCAACAUUUUGAAAAAGUGUUCGAAUUUUGCAUAGUAAUUGAUAAGUUAUGUUAUGAAUCAUUGAAAUCUAUAUAUGUAUUUACAAUUGUUUGACUAUGAGGUAUUCAGGUACAUUUGUAUUUUCAAUAAACAUUUUGACCUCUCUACAGCAUGCAGAUUAAGUUACGAGACGAAUUCUAAUAUGUUUAAUGUAGCUGUAAAAUCACACUGGGUUAAAUUGUUAUUGAAUCUUUCUAUAAUAUAAAUGAAUAUUUUCUUUAAAGAAAUAUUGCAUUUAAGCUAUAUAAUAUUAAAAUGAUUUGGUUUAUAUUGCGGCGACUCUAAUAAACGACUUAACUUAG